AGAUUGAACCACGUGCAAGAUAGUUGGGAUGUGCGGCAGAAAAAUGACUCAGGAAAACCAAGAGGAAGGCAGUUUAAAUCAGCUUGGGGGAAGGUUUCUGAAUGGCCGUCCUCUGCCUGCACAUAAAAGGAAGCUGAUGAUAGAGCUGGCUUCAGAAGGUGUGCGUCCAUGUGACAUAUCUAGGAUUCUCAAGGUGUCAAGUGGAUGCGUCAGCAAGAUCUUACGCUGGUAUCGAUCCACUGGCCUUUGGGUCCCCAAAGCCACCGGAGGCAGCAGACCAAGGCUCCUCACCCCUGAUGUGGUCUCUACUAUAGCAGAGUACAAGCGUACCAGUCCGACACUUCCUGCAUGGGAGAUCCGCAAGAAGCUUUCAUUAGAGCAAGUGUGCCAUGCUGACAAAAUUCCUAGUGUGUCUUCUAUUAACCGCAUUCUAAAGAAGAUUCAGCAUGACUGGAACAUGGAAAAGCACACAUAUGAAGGUUUGGCAGAGCCACAUGCCCUGGAAAGCACAAUGUUUCCCAUAUCUCUGCCACCAAACUGGAUCUCUCAGAGGAAGCCACCUCCAGCAGUCAGCUGUUCAAACAACAUUGGUUCAUUGGUUCAUCAAACAAGAAUUUCUUCUUCUCUGGUUCAUAAUAGUGGAGCAAACAGUCACUGCAUCUCAGACAUGACAGCUGGUUUUCUAUUGGCACAUCAGAGCAAGGAGGAAGCUACAAACAGGACAACUUAUUUUACAGGAUUUGCUGCACAUCCUGCAUUCAAUGGACACUAUAUUUGAUUAGAAGGGUUGAUACCGUGUGUAUGAGCAAAGGAGGUAAAUUAUAGAAUUGAAUGAGUCCUUUACAUGGGAAGGGUUCAGGUAGGCUUAUGUAACAGCAGAGGGCAGCAGAGCAAAUAAAUAACAGCUACAUUUCAAAUGAAGUUUCCAGUCGACAGUAUUGUAGAACUACAGUACACAGAAUUACAGAGUAGUGGAUGGCAUACCUUAAUUCUGUAAAUUAUUCAUUCUUGUCAUUUAUCCUUAUUAUUGGUGCUAUUAGCAAUUUGUGGUUCUCCUUUUAGAAG
Molecule: messenger RNA, 1065 nt
Organism: Tachysurus vachellii
Lineage: Eukaryota; Metazoa; Chordata; Actinopteri; Siluriformes; Bagridae
Gene: pax4
Product: paired box 4
Exons: 5
Coding region: 29-778 (249 amino acids)
Biological process (GO): anatomical structure development; regulation of transcription by RNA polymerase II
Molecular function (GO): DNA-binding transcription factor activity, RNA polymerase II-specific; RNA polymerase II cis-regulatory region sequence-specific DNA binding
Source: RefSeq, a predicted model, not a curated record